AUGGAAGAUUCUAUGGAUUUUAUUCCAAGUGGCAUCAGUUGUGAUUCACCAGUAAUAAGCUGUCCAAGCAACUACUUACUUGCACAGCGUUUGGUAUCAUCACAAAGUGUUACAACAUCACCGCUAGUUAAUAGCGGUUCCAAUAUUCUAGAAUCUACUGAAUUUCAUGAUGGUUUACAUGCAAACGUCGUCCUCUCUAAUAUGUCACAUUUUCGAGAUGAAAAAUUCAUGUGUGACAUUGAAAUUGAGGUUGAAGGGAUCACUUUCACUGCUCAUCGAUAUGUUCUUGCUGCAGCUAUACCGUAUUUUCAUUCAAUGUUUGCUUCCGAAAUGAUCGAGUCGCGUCAAAGCAGGAUUGUUAUUCAGGAUAUCCCUGCCGUUGCCUUCCAACAGCUUCUGGAUUUUGCAUAUACCAGCAGAGUUCAUAUCAAUGGUGAUAAUGUUCAGCAACUGUUAUAUGCCGCUAGUAUUUUGCAGAUGGAUACUGUUUGUGGUGCAUGUCAACGUUUUCUGACACAGUAUUUGACAACCGCUAAUUGCUUAUCUAUUCGUCAGUUUGCUGAACAGCACAACUGUGUCAGCUUGAUGUCAUCUGUUGAUGAUUUUGCAAUGGAGCAUUUCCCAGAAUUACGAGUGCUUCCGGACUUCAUGCGGAUACCACUUGGUCAUUUGAUAGAUCUUCUGCGUAGUUCUGACUUGAAAGUAAACAAUGAACAGGAGGUUUUCGAAACAGUAAUAUUUUGGGUGGAGGAAAACAUUGAAGAACGAAGAAGUUGCUUGCCAGACUUACUUGCUCUUGUUCGCCUACCACAACUACCCAUUGCUUAUUUUUUGAACAAAGUGAAAAAACACCCUUUAAUUGUGGAGUGUGUACGUUGUCGUGACUUAGUGGCAGAUGCGAUGAGUGAAAUGAUGCGUGCUCAGAUCGGUCCUGGAAUUAUUAGUACGGAGAGUGCAUCAUUCUCACCAAUAUUUUCUGCUAUAGGAACUGGAGGUCUUUAUUCAAACAGCACUACAAAUUUUCAAGGUGUGAUAACAGACAUAUCAUCGACAAAGCAUAUGUAUGCGCCAGUACCAUCAUUUGGAGUAUGGACAAAUUGUAGACCGAGAAAAAGUGCAGCAGGUGUCAUAUUUUGCGUUGGUGGGCGAGGUACAUCGGGUGAUCCGUUCCGUUCAGUAGAAGCAUAUGAUUGGCGACGUGAUAGAUGGUUUUCAAUAAGUGAUAUGAAUAUCCGAAGACGACAUGUUGGUGUAGUUAGCGCUCAAGGGAAACUCUAUGCUAUUGGGGGACACGAUGGAACAAAUCACUUAAGUUCCGCUGAAUGUUUUGAUCCUGCCACCAAUAUGUGGCAUACCGUCGCUUCCAUGGAUACUCGUCGUAGAGGCAUAGCUGUUGGAGCAUUGGAAGGUGCAAUAUAUGCCGUUGGUGGACUUGAUGACACUGCAUGUUUUCAGACUGUAGAAAGAUAUGAUAUUGAGUCAGACAAAUGGUCAGGUGUGGAGCAAAUGAAUGUGCAGCGUGGCGGUGUUGGCGUUGCUGCUGUAGGUAAAUAUCUAUUUGCGGUAGGUGGUAAUGAUGGAACUUCAUCACUCGAUUCUUGUGAACGAUAUGACCCACUUCUGAACAAGUGGAAAUUAGUUGCAAGCAUGCAACAUAGAAGAGCUGGUGCUGGUGUCACAGUACUUGAUGGAUGUUUAUAUGCAAUUGGUGGUUUCGAUGACAAUGCUCCAUUACCGUCAUGUGAACGUUACAAUCCAGAAGAUAAUGCGUGGACAUUGUUGUCACAAAUGUCAUGUCCGAGAGGUGGUGUUGGUGUUGCAUCUAUGGGUGGGCGAAUUUAUGCAAUUGGGGGUCAUGAUGGAGUGAGGUAUUUAAACUCUGUAGAAGCAUACGACCCGGCUACUAAUCAGUGGUCUUCGGUGGCUACUAUCAGCCAAUGCAGAGCAGGCGCAGGCGUUGCGUGGGCAGACUGUCGCGUUGAUACUCUUUUACGACCGCCAUCAAUGGCUCUUGGGAAAGACAGUGGUUGUGCACCUUGUGUUACAGGAGUUGCUCACUGUGUUUGA
Molecule: messenger RNA, 2067 nt
Organism: Brugia malayi
Lineage: Eukaryota; Metazoa; Nematoda; Chromadorea; Rhabditida; Onchocercidae
Gene: Bma-kel-8
Exons: 16
Coding region: 1-2067 (688 amino acids)
Molecular function (GO): protein binding
Source: RefSeq, a predicted model, not a curated record